UGUGCACAGGAGUAACUCAAAGUGAACAUACUUUGAGUUGAUUGAACUAAUUCAGAUGGCUGUUCUGGAACUAGAUACGUCAACUCAGAGUUCAUGGAUAAACUCAGAGCUUUUUGAACCUUCUUUCUGGAUUUACUCCCUGGGCGACUGACAACCUACACAGACACGAUACAUACUUAAAUACGCUCACCUUUGUUUUUUGCAGGUUUCUGUAUCUCAACAUGUGGAGAAAAAGUGAGAGGGCCUGCUACUAAACCAGGAGCAGAGACGAACAGCAGCUACUUCUUUCAUCAUCAGGAUCAGGGAUUAUUUGUUCUUCCUUAGUGUCUUCAACAUCACUGGAGAAGAAAGUGAAAAUAGAUAAGAAAAAGUAACACAAAGUGAAUCUGAUUUUCCGGUACUUUUCUGAUAUUCUUCCCUCUUACCCCUUACUGGUGGCUCUCAGAAUGAGCAGCUUGGCGGGAAAACUGGAUCCUCGCAGGAUACAGUGGGGGUCCACAUGGAACACCUUCACAUCCCGGGUCCUGAGGACCAAACCGGUGGAGUCCAUGUUGGAUUCUGCCAUGACUGGUACUGGGUCCCAUGGCACCCGAUUGGCUCGUGUGUUGUCCACAGUGGACCUGGUGUCGCUGGGGGUGGGCAGCUGUGUGGGGACAGGGAUGUAUGUGGUCUCAGGGCUGGUGGCAAAGGAGAUGGCCGGGCCGGGGGUCAUCGUGUCCUUCAUCAUUGCUGCUGUGGCCUCCAUACUGUCAGGAGUGUGUUAUGCAGAGUUUGGCGUCCGCGUGCCUAAGACCACCGGCUCCGCCUACACCUACAGCUACGUGACAGUGGGCGAGUGCGUGGCCUUCUUCAUUGGUUGGAACCUUAUCCUGGAGUAUCUCAUUGGCACUGCAGCGGGAGCGUCGGCUCUGAGCAGCAUGGCCGACUCGCUGGCCAAUCACAGCAUCAGUAACUUCAUGAUUUCACACAUUGGGACUCUCAACGGCCUGGGUAAAGGAGAGCAGUCGUAUCCAGACCUGUUGGCUCUGCUCAUAGCUUUGCUGGUGACGGUGAUUGUAGCUCUGGGAGUGAAGAACUCCGUAGGUUUCAACAACGCCCUGAACGUCAUCAACCUCAUCGUCUGGGUGUUCAUGAUGAUCGCAGGACUCUUCUUUGUCAACGGAGAAAACUGGGAUGAGGGAAGGUUCCUGCCCUUUGGCUGGUCAGGGGUGAUGCAGGGAGCAGCUACCUGUUUCUACGCCUUCAUUGGUUUUGACAUCAUUGCUACAACAGGAGAAGAAGCGAAAAGUCCCAACACGUCCAUCCCGUACGCCAUCACUGCCUCACUCAUCACAUGCCUCACUGCCUAUGUCUCUGUCUCAGUGAUCCUGACUCUGAUGGUUCCCUACAAUGAGAUCGACGCCGACGCCCCACUCAUGGAGAUGUUUGCCGUGCACGGCUGUAUGUUCGCCAAGUACAUCGUAGCAGUCGGCUCCAUAGCUGGACUCACUGUCUCUUUACUGGGUUCCCUCUUCCCAUUGCCCAGAGUCAUUUACGCCAUGGCAGGAGACGGCCUGCUGUUCAAGUUCCUGGCAAAUGUGUCUUCCUACACAGAGACCCCUGCUGUUGCCUGUGUGGUCUCUGGGUUCCUGGCUGCCCUGCUGUCUCUCCUGGUCAGCCUCAGAGACCUGAUAGAGAUGAUGUCCAUAGGAACCCUGCUGGCCUAUACCCUGGUGAGUCUGUGCGUCCUCCUGCUUCGGUACCAGCCUGAGGGCGACAUCCACGGCUUUGUCAAUUUCCUCUCUGAAGAACAGAACAGCAAAAGGAAGGAAGGUGUCUUGGCCGAGUGCGAAAAAGAGGCCUGUUCCCCCACCAGCGAGGCCGACGAGUAUGGAGGUCAGUCCACCAACACCUGCGGAGCCAAAAACCUUCCGUCACUGGGAGACAACGAGAUGCUGAUCGGAAAACCCGAUAAAAAUGCCUACGCUGCCAGUCAUCCAAACUACGGCACAGUGGACAUGACCACUGGAAUUGAAGCAGAGGAGUCGGAGAUGGGGAUGUCCAGACGGCUGAAGAAGCUGAUUGGACCGCGUUACUACACGCUGAGGAUCAGACUGGGUCUGCCAGGAAAGAUGGACAGGCCGACUCCAGCCACUGGGAAAACAGUGACUGUGUGUGUGCUGCUGCUCUUCAUCUUCAUUUUCGCUUUUUGCUCCUUUAUUAUAUUUGGAGCAAGUUUUAUUGGAGAAGGCCACUGGUGGGCGCUGCUGCUGCUCAUCUUCCUCAUGAUCCUGAUCGCCCUCCUCGUCAUCAUCAUCCUCCAGCAGCCUGAGAACCCCAAACGUCUGCCCUACAUGGCGCCCUGUGUGCCCUUCGUCCCUGCCUCGGCCAUGCUGGUCAACAUUUACCUCAUGCUCAAACUGUCAGCCAUCACCUGGAUGAGGUUUUCAAUCUGGUGUUUUGUUGGCGUCCUCAUCUACUUUGGCUACGGCAUGUGGAACAGUACGUUGGAGAUCACGGCCAGAGAAAACGAAGUCCACGCCUCCACCUACCAACGAUAUAACCAGGGCGUGGACGAGGGCUUCUGUGGCUUCGAUGAUGAUUUUUACCCACCCACCACUGAGUCAUGGGGAGCCCCCGGGGGCAGCUCAGGGCUGAGUCCACCCCCACAGGCAAAACCUGAGAAGGAAUCUCAAGAUUGUGGCAGGACCGUGGCCAAUCAUGGCCUUGUUGAGGAAGACGCCAGGGAUUCCUAGAGACUGACUCUGAAGUUUCCCCUGAAUGUACUGCCUUUGUCUGCUGCCUGGGGGACGGGACGAGGAGUGUGAGUGCAUGAAAGUGUGUGUGUGUGUGAGUCAAGGUGUGUGUUCAUGUCUGCAUGUGUACACUUUAUAUGUGCGUAUUUGUGUGUGUCGCACCCUUGGGCUAGAUGGUGGAAGAUUCUAUUGAUGGUUGACGUGGAUCAAAUUCAUGAUCCCAAAAAUCUGGCCCAGGGACCAUUCAUGGCACGUGGGCCAGAUUCAUGAGAACUGAGACAUUGUGUAAUAUCACAACUUCUUUAAGGCCAAUUUUAUUUAAAUUCAUUUUUUACCCAAUUUAAGCCGAAUUCUAUUUUUUAUAUAUCUUUUUAGCUAACCUUUAGCUAUUUCCUUGCUCACUCUCAA
Cynoglossus semilaevis (tongue sole) is the source of this 3143-nucleotide messenger RNA. It is a transcript of the gene slc7a14a, whose product is annotated as solute carrier family 7 member 14a. The record is from RefSeq and is a predicted model, not a curated record. Lineage: Eukaryota; Metazoa; Chordata; Actinopteri; Pleuronectiformes; Cynoglossidae. Gene Ontology annotation, cellular component: plasma membrane. Gene Ontology annotation, molecular function: amino acid transmembrane transporter activity. Bases 447 to 2735 code for a protein of 762 amino acids. The transcript has 9 exons. Gene Ontology annotation, biological process: transmembrane transport; amino acid transport.